This is a messenger RNA of Andrographis paniculata, 1853 nucleotides long. RefSeq names its product pentatricopeptide repeat-containing protein At2g27800, mitochondrial-like. Lineage: Eukaryota; Viridiplantae; Streptophyta; Magnoliopsida; Lamiales; Acanthaceae. The record is from RefSeq and is a predicted model, not a curated record. Gene Ontology annotation, molecular function: protein binding. Bases 314 to 1255 code for a protein of 313 amino acids. The transcript has 6 exons.
UCCAAUUCACGCGCCGCCGUCACCCACCUUGCCCACCCCACUUUCUUCUUUCUUUCUUCGUUACUUUCUCCCCCUCUUCUCUUUUUUCUUUCAUUUUCUUCUAAGUUGCGCCGCCGCCGCCGCCGCCCGCUGGAGUAUCCGACCUCUUUGCCCAAGUUUUUCCGGUAGCUAGGGUGCACAGAAAAUCGCACAAACAAACAAACAUGGCCAAGUUUAUUCUUUCACACCAGUUUUGCUUGUAGGUUUUGUAAGUCGUUAGUCGAAAAUUUUGGGUCAAAUACAGUUCGUGAAAGCUCACAUUCGAAGUUCCACCAUGUUCGCUCAAGUCAGGUAUCGGUUGCAACAGACAAUUCUCCGUUCGCGCAUCGUUGAAAACCCUACAACUCCGAUCUCCAGUACAGGAUCGUGCGUUUCCUUAUAUUCCACUUCCACAAGGAUAUACAGAGCUCCGAUUUCGAGAUCACUGCGCAAGCGAAUCAACAGAAGAGCUAGAUUGGCAGCAAAACCUGUUCUAGACAAAACAGUUUUCCAAAAAUGUGUAUCUCAGCUGCUGCCUAGGUUCACCCCGGAGGAUCUCCACAAUGUGAUAAUCGAACAGGACGAUCCAUUGGUGUGCUUGGAGCUCUUCAAUUGGGCGUCUCAGCAGCACAGAUUCAGGCACACCGUGUUCACCUAUCACCUCGGUGCGGCCAAAAUGUACAAGGAAAUGGACGAUAUCGUCAAUCAGGUUCUAGCUAUCCCUAACCUGGGCUCUGAGCCUCUUUUCAAUACCAUGAUAUAUUACUUCACUGAGGAUAGGAAGCUUGUUAGGGCUGUGAAUAUAUACAAGCAUAUGCGUGCUUCCUGGAAUUUAGAUUGCCGGCCGUCGAUUCGUACCUAUAACAUAUUGUUUGCAGCAUUUCUGAGCCGCAGGACGAACACCUAUAUUAACCGAAUGUAUAUGGAGACACUUACGGCCCUUUCAUUAAUCUUGUUUGUUGGUAAAGUGACUGUGUGGGCUGCUAUUGCUUUUGUAUCGAUUUAUGUAGUAUAUGCCUUUGUCGUUGCUGCUAAUGAACUGUUGAGGACCCAUACCCAAAGGCUGAAAUUGGAUGCGUUUACUCCAUUGCUUCCAGUUGCAGGAAAUCUGUUUUCCAUGGGAAAUCAAGAGGAUGAGUCCAUGUUUAGCUCAUUGCUUGAGGUUGAAACCGAGAGUAAUGCGCAGUCACAUGCUUCGUUGCUGCAGUGGAUGUGCGCUACUAAUGUGGCAAUAUGACGGAGACAAGAAUCUGUGGGGAUGGAAUGAGGAAGAUCGGAAGCACAUCGGCCAUUGUUUUCAUUUUUGAAGCUAUAUUCUCUCAUGCACUUGCCGUUAACAGUUCCAAGGCGACUCACUAUUCCCUUCGUAGACGAAGAGAACUGGUCUAAGGUGUGGAUACGUCACGGCUAAGAAUGUUCUUGAAUUAGUUGAGGAACAUAUCCUAAAGGGUGAAAUCGUUGAGAAGCUUUGGAGGGGCCAAAUGGGUACUACUAUCGGCAAAUCAAGUGUGACCUUAUUUGAUAGCCACAACCCACCAAGUGGGUUUGAUACAGUUAAAGUUAAAUCAAAAAGAGAUGCCACCUGGAUUGUGGUUAUUAUAUUGAGCAUCACUUCAGCUGCUACUAUUGCUUAUGGCAUCUACCGAAGAAGAAGGGAGGCUCAGGCAAAGAAAGAAGAAAAAAAAAGAGGAAAGAGGGAGGAGGGAACAGGAAGACCGAAAAGAAAAAAAAAAGGAGAACCUGUUGGCGCUGCCGCCUGCUGUCGAUGAUUUAGUACGUGUAAAUGUAUUAUUGAUUAGGAAUUUAGGGUAAAUUGUGUAUAUUAAUAAUAAUGA